Messenger RNA from Seminavis robusta, 1372 nucleotides. The record is from the annotation of a GenBank genome assembly. Lineage: Eukaryota; Bacillariophyta; Bacillariophyceae; Naviculales; Naviculaceae.
UCAUCAUUCACAAAUCACAAAAGGCUCGAUCGCUUUCUUUUGAUACACCAUAAUAUGAUGAUUGCCAUGCAUCGUGGGCUUGGGCUCUUUGUGUAUACUAGUAUCCUCUUGAUCCCUGUCGACACUGCGACGAUGAUUCUGGUACGAGGGUUUUCGCCACAAAGUCAGUUUCGUAUUUCACGUGGUCUGCUUCGACGGUCUUUGGCAGUAAACGGCGAACAAAAUGAGGUCAACAGCCAAAAGAAAAGAACAGAAACAAGUCUCCCUCCAGUUCCAGAAAACGCUCAUCGAAUUGUUCUCAUGAGACAUGGAGAGUCGGAAUUCAACAAUGCCAAUAUCUUUACGGGCUGGUGCGAUGUUGCCUUGACACCUCGUGGGCGGGUCGAAGCUUCGGAAGCUGGUGAAGUCUUUCGGUCUCAUGACUUGACAUUUCGUCAUUGCUACUGCAGCAUGUUGACUCGGGCCAUUGUGACAGCUCAAAGAGCCCUAGAAGCGGGAGGGGUAUCCUACACACCAAUCAGCUACGACUGGCGACUCAAUGAACGACAUUAUGGAGCCCUGCAGGGUCUAUCCAAAGAACGAACUGCAGAACGGUUGGGCCGGGAACGCGUCAUGGGUUGGCGUCGAAGUUAUUAUGCACGGCCGCCAGAAAUGACAGAGGGUCAUCCACACUAUGCCAUUAUCAACUAUGAUGCUCGAUACCAAAACCUGGGCAACAGUGUUCCACUCACUGAGUCCUUGGAGGAUUGCCAAACUCGAGUGAUUGAAGCUUGGAAGGAUAUUGUUCAAGAUACCAUGCAAGCAGAUGCUGAUGGUGCAUCAUCCCAUUCGCUUAUCGUAGCUCAUGCCAACACCUUGCGGGCUUUGGUGAUGCAUAUUGACAGUAUACCAGCAGAGGAGAUUGAAGACCUCAACAUUCCGACCGGCAUUCCAUUUUAUUACAAUUUGUGCAAAACCACAGGUCAAGUCCUCGCAGUUGAUGACAAGGACCAAGGCGAGUAUGUGAAAGGAGAAUCACUAGGAGGAUUUCGUGGCGUCUACAUUAGCGAUGACAGAAAGAAGAGAAGCUUCCUCGAAAGAAGAAGGGCAGCGAACGAUCCUUGGCUCUGGGCCUUACAUGAUGAUCAAGUUGCCAGGAGCAUGUUGGUGGGAAGGGAAGAGGAGAGCGGCGCUAAGGAAAAGAUCGAAGAUCUCGCAGAUAUGGCAAAGGAAGCGCUUAAGAACACAGAACUCUUCUCAAACGUUGGGUCCAAGGAUUUGUAGUCGUGUUAUUCUUGAUUACAUUCCAGCAAGUGCAGCUGCACACGUUAGCUCACCUAUUGACUGUAAAUCCCCACAAUUGUCCAUAAUUCAAACGAAAUUCCAGUUUUCC